CUGCAGAAUGGAAUUCUUUCGGCGCUCCCAUUCGUAUGUCAGUUCAUCUCAAAGAUCAUCUACGCAGGAUUUGCUGACGAAUCUAAAAAGCGCGGUUGGAUGGGCUUCACCAACGUCACAAAGGCGUGCAACUCUAGUGCAUCUUUUGGACUUGCUCUCUGUUUUGCUCUAUUGUGUUUUUGCGACUGCACCUAUCGGAUAACAGCCGUGAUCUUGAUCUGCCUAGCAAUGGCUUUUGUUUCGGGUUAUAUACCCGGUUAUAAUACGAGUGUCGUUUCAAUAGCUCCUUCGCAAACAGCGGCCAUAGCAUCAUUCAGUAGAAUUUGGGCUCAGAUUGCCUCCUCGUUGGCGCCAUAUGAGAUUGGAGCUCUGACCAAACAAGGAAUCUUGCAAGAAUGGCGCAUUGUCUUUCUAACCAUUGUGAUCCUCUGUGUAACGACAGGGGCGUUCUUUCAGAUCUCAGGCUCAGCCGACGUGCAAGUGUGGGACAUUCCAGCUGCAGCUGAUGAACCAAAGCAGGAAUUAAUAGAAGAAGUUCCGGAGAGGCGAGAGGGGGAGGAGGCGAAGAUGAACGGAGACAAUCAUUCUCGGCCAUAA
Molecule: messenger RNA, 597 nt
Organism: Strongylus vulgaris
Lineage: Eukaryota; Metazoa; Nematoda; Chromadorea; Rhabditida; Strongylidae
Source: the annotation of a GenBank genome assembly